UUGUUGUUUUUGUUCAGUAGAACUGGAACAGUCGACAUCUUUGAAAGGCGUCCGUGUUUUCGAUGCACUGUUGUUGGUUUUUAUCCUAAAGUAAAUAUUAACUUAGUACUGUAAACCACUUGAGAGGCUGCAGACUGCAUCCGGAUUUGACCGUCAUAAGUGAGCCGUCUCUUUAACGAUGGGGAGUCAGUACCAGCGCUCAGUGCCACUAGAGGUCAGGAGAGCAGAGGGGGAGCGAGUCCGGGCCAAGCACCCCGACAAGAUACCAAUAAUCGUUGAGAGGGCCCCCAAGUCACGAGCUCCUGAACUUGACAAGAAAAAAUAUCUUGUGCCCUCAGACUUAACAGUGGGCCAGUUGUGCUUCCUCAUCCGCCAGCGAGUGUCCUUGAGGCCAGAGGAGGCGCUCUUUUUCUUCGUCAACAACUCUCUUCCCCCGUCCAGCUUCCCUCUUUCGGCGGUGUAUGAGGAGCACCAUCAAGAAGACCUGUUUCUUUACAUGACCUACAGUACUGAGAGUGUCUACGGUGCCUGAGGAAGACCAAAAGACUGGAAAAUGGACACUGAGAGAGAAUGAGAGAAGGCGCAAAGAAGUGUGGAGGUGUUCAAGCUGUUUGCAAUACUAAGCAUUACUUUAAGUCUCUGUAUUCCUUUUUUUAACUGCAAUUCAUGAAAUGGAAACUUUUGUUGAAGGCAGAAAAGAUUGCUGAAAUGAAUAUUACCUUUAACAGUAUUUAAAUGGAAAAAAGUGCAUUUUAAGGACACAUUUAAUUCAUGUUCGUUUUUCAAACAGCUCCAUGGUGUAAAACGAUAUUAUGGCAAAAAAAUGGAGAAAACUCUCAUUAUCUUUCUCAGUUUUCUGUAUGAAAUGCAAAUAGGUUUUUUUUGUAAAUAAUAAUCUUUUGUGAAAAAUAAAGACCUGCAAAGAAA
Messenger RNA from Oryzias latipes (Japanese medaka), 927 nucleotides. RefSeq names its product gamma-aminobutyric acid receptor-associated protein-like 1. The record is from RefSeq and is a predicted model, not a curated record. NCBI's taxonomy places the organism in Eukaryota, Metazoa, Chordata, Actinopteri, Beloniformes, Adrianichthyidae.